Messenger RNA from Rubroshorea leprosula, 1735 nucleotides. Lineage: Eukaryota; Viridiplantae; Streptophyta; Magnoliopsida; Malvales; Dipterocarpaceae. The record is from the annotation of a GenBank genome assembly.
GUGUAGAGCAGUGCUUUUUUUUUUGAACAGCGUGUAGAGCAGUGCUUGUUGUCGGCUUAUGCUGAAGCUGCUGCAUAACGCUAACCUGACCGAUCAGUUUCCGCUCUGUUGAAAUCGCAGAAGACGUGCUUUGGAGCUUUGUGGCCGGAGCUGGAGCAUUCUUCCGAUGAUAUUUUGGCUUUGUCCCACAAGAUUCCUCUUUAUCGGACAGUGGUAGGGCUCUUCUACCUCCUUUUGAGAAUUGUUGGAUUUUUGAGGUAAGAAAAAAGGGUUGAGAGAGGACUUGGAGGAGAAGGAGAGAGGCACUCGGAGUCACCUCGUUUGGUGAGGUGAGAACCCAUUUUUCUUCAUUCAUCUUCUGCCAUUAUAUAGCAGAAAUCUCAUAAUUCAUAAACACUAAUUUCUACUUAAUGCAAUAAAAUUUUUCUACUUAACACAUUGACCAAUUUGUGCAACUCCAUGUGGCUGCUACUCUGCUGUUGGUGCAGUUCUCACUUCUUUUCAUUUGCUGCUACUGUUGCAGCUUUGACACCACAACUCCAACAAGAAUCAGCUAGAGUCUUCGAAUGGCUUUCCGUGUGCUCUUCUUUUUUUUCGUUUUAACUGAUACUUCUAUCUGUUCUUCCUUUCUCUCUUUCACAGGUUGGUUUGUUGAACUUGGAGAAUGAGGAUUUUGUUAUAAAACUAGUGUAGAAUUUACAAACUGAUUUUCAGGAUGCAUUAGAUUCUGGAAGUUGUAUACAGUUCGCAAAUUGAUGCGGUUUCUUACUGCUCUGUAAAGUUCUCCAACCUGCUUCUCUGGUGGUUUUCUUUGAGUCGUUAUUGUCAUCGGCUGUCACAACAGUAGAUAUGCAGUAUGGUUCUCCAACAGUGGAAGUCAACUAGCUAGCAAUGCUAGUAUCUUUUUCUUUGAAAGUGAUCUACAUCCAGGGAGGCUAAUUGAGUUGCCAGGAUUCACAAAGACAGACAACCAAGCUACUUUCCUACCUCGUGUGCCUUUUUCAAGUAACAAAUUCUCUGGCAUUUUGAAACUUUUUUCUAUGGACCCUAAAUCAGCGGGAGCCAAGGUGAUGAAAAAGAAUACUAAAGAUUGCAAGAGAGCAGCCAUAGAAGGAGAAGACAAGUACUAUGCUACAUCUUUAGAGUCCUUGAUUGAUCUUAGUGUUCCAGGCUAGGGAAAAAGAUACAGUUACCGUCAACUGAGGUUGAGAAGGAGACAAAAAUUGAAAAGUUCACUAUUGGCAAGGGUGUGAAGAACAUGGGAGAGAAGGACUAGUGUGUCACAAGUUGAAGUGCCCAUAUGCUGUGUUUUUGUGUCAUUCAAUUGAUAAAACAGAUGUCUAUAAGGUUCCCUUGAUUGGAGAGGUAGCACUGCUCAGUUUGAUCGACUAAUUGCUCAUGAAGUGCAGGUCUCACCUCUGCUGCCUCCGCUAAUGUCUAUGUUGAACUUCACGUAAAUUAUUUUUUAGUGAAGGAUUAUUGCACAAGGAGGAUUCUACCUUGAGGCCCAAACGAUCAUGAGAUUUGUCAAGUUCAAGGAAGAAUUAGCUCUUCUCCAAGGGCAUUUGUAGGAGAGCACAAGACGAUGGUGAAUUAGCAUUUACGACUAGGUCAUCCUUCGGUGAAGAUCCUAAAAAGUAUUGUUAUUAAUUAUCAUCUACCAUUGUCUAAUAAAAUGAGUCUUUAUUCAUGUGAAUCUUGUUCUUGCUCCAAGUCAUAAACUUCCAUUUUCUAA